AUGCAGCAACCUCAAGAUUGUGUGACUAAAGGCUAUGAGGAAAAAGUUUACAAGUUAAAGAAAGCUCUCUAUGGGUUGAAACAAGCCCAUAGAGCGUGGUAUAGUGAAAUUGACAACUACUUCAUUCAGCAAGAAUUUCAAAGAAGUCAAAGUGAGCCUACCUUGUAUGUGAAGCAUCAAGAUAAAGAUGAUAUCCUUCUUAUUGCCCUUUAUGUUGAUGAUUUAGUGUAUACGGGUAACAACAAGAAAAUGAUUGAAAUUUUUAAAAUAGAAAUGAUGAAAAAAUAUGAGAUGAGUGAUCUUGGCUUGUUGCAUCAUUUUCUUGGUAUUGAGGUUUACCAAGAUGAAUAUGGAGUUUUUAUUUGUCAAAAGCGAUAUGUCAAAAAUAUUUUGAAAAAGUUUGGCAUGUAUGGUUGGAAACCUAUUGAUAUUCCUUUAGUGGUGAAUGAAAAAUUAAAGAAGGAAGAUGGUGGAAGAUUAGUAGAUGCAAGCAUGUAUAGAAGUUUGGUUGGAAGUUUGUUUUAUCUUACAGCUUCAAGGCCCGAUUUAAUGCUUACUGCUAAUUUACUCUCAAGAUUCAUGAGUAAACCAAGUCAUUUACAUCUCGGGGCAGCAAAAAGAGUUUUAAGGUAUGUCAUGGGAACCAUGGAGCAUGGAAUCAGAUUUGAGAAGAAUUCUAAACUUGAAGCUAAAGGCUAUUGCGAUGGUGAUUGGGCCGAAAGUGUUGAUGAUAUGAAGAGCACUUCAGGUUAUGUAUUUAACCUUGGUUCAGGUGUGAUCUCUUGGUGCUCAAAGAAGCAAGAUACUGUGGCACAAUCUUCAGCUGAAGCUGAGUAUUUAGCAGUUGGUUUGGCUACACAACAAUCACUUUGGUUGAGAAGAAUAUUAGAAGAUAUUUGA
Molecule: messenger RNA, 900 nt
Organism: Lathyrus oleraceus (garden pea)
Lineage: Eukaryota; Viridiplantae; Streptophyta; Magnoliopsida; Fabales; Fabaceae
Exons: 1
Coding region: 1-900 (299 amino acids)
Source: RefSeq, a predicted model, not a curated record